Molecule: messenger RNA, 1377 nt
Organism: Miscanthus lutarioriparius
Lineage: Eukaryota; Viridiplantae; Streptophyta; Magnoliopsida; Poales; Poaceae
Source: the annotation of a GenBank genome assembly
AUGUCGCUGGUCGUCGCCUACGACAGUACGACUACGACCCCUCCUUCGACGAGGAAGACGCCGGCGAACCUCCCGCCGCCGCGGCGCCACAGCCUGCCCCCAUCGGUCCGGCCGAUGCCUCCGUAUCCUCCGACGGCGGUGGGCACCGGUCCUCGGCCUACGCUGCCGCCGGCGCCGGCGCCGGCAGCCAGCCAGAGUGUAGCACCGAUUAAUUCGAGCAAUGUCUCUCUGCCCACACCAUCAUUAGACCUCCCAGAUGUUGCAGAUCUCUUUGCUUGCCCUGCAGACAAUGCAUCAAAGAAGAGAGAAUCAAACGAGUCUGCUCUUCAUGACUCGCGCAGUAAAAUUCCACGGAUGCAAUCACUACCCCGAGACAUGAGAAGUUCUGCAGGGAAGGCUCCGGCGGGGGUGCAAAGGGCUCCGGAGGUUGCAGGGGAUGCUCUGCGAAGUGGCAGUGCAGGCGAUGGAGCUUCUCGCAAACGGGAUGAUGAAGAAGUCGCAGCACUUUUAUUUACGACGAGGAAGGCUGCCGAGGAACUCAUGGAUGGUUUAGACCUGAAAGAGCUUCUAAAGCUCAUGCGUAAGAGAGCCUACGAGAGCUGUAUUAGUGCAAAUUGUAUGAAAGAGAAGGUGCAGAGCACCUUGACCCUUCAGGAGGGGACUCUCGCGAACCUUCGCGAGCAAGUUUCAACGCUUUGGUCUGAGAAGGCUGCACUUGAGAAGCGGAACCAAGAGUUGUUGUCUGAUCGUGAGGCUUCGCUUUCCGAGAGAGGUGCUCAGGCGAGGUCAGCUGAUGCCAAGAAGCUAGCUGAUAUGGAGCAGAGGUUAAAAACUUCUGUAUCCGCGAAAGAGGUUCUUGAAAGCAAGCUGGAAAAGCAAAAUAAUGUGGUGGAUGGCCUCUGGGAGCGGGUAGCGAAGGAAUGGUCAUUAGCUAUGGACCUGAAAAGGAAUGUUGAUGACUUGAAUGAGAAGAUGCAAGCUAUUGAGAAUUUAGGCCAGGAGGCGGCCGGUUUAUACAUCAAGAUGAUAGAAUCGUUUGGUGGUGUUAUAGAGGGCAUUCCUGCUGAGGCUUCGGCUAGUGACAUAUUUUCCUGGAUGUCAGACAAGUUUGCCACACUCUCGGAUUUUGUUUCGAAGGUUGGUGAUUUUGCUGCUUUAUCUGGAGUUAGAAACUUGCUUAUGGAGGAGGCUCUGGGCUGUAACUACCUGGAAGAGUUUGGAAGAAAGGGUUACAAGUUUUCUUCGCGGGGUGAGCUUGGCGAGCCUUCGAAGUUGGUGAAAUUGGUUCCCAUUUUGGAGCCUGCGCUGGAUGUUGUUCCGCUGACAAUGAUGCGCGAUGGUCUCAAUGUUGAAUGGGAAUUGUGUGAUCUUUGGUAG